GUAAUUAUUUAAGUCCCCAGAAGGGUGAAAAGUAUUUUCUGUGCAUUGUGUCUUUAAAUGUCUAAGAGGUCCUCUUGUAGGCAACGAGUGCUCUCAUUCUGUUCUCAAAGUGGCUGCAGCACAGGAGACCCUCACACUGUGCUCUCUUCUUGUGGAGACCUCAGCCUCACUUUGAGUGAUGUGGGGGAGGAAGCAAACGUUCCUUCUUCACCGAAAGGAGGAGAAUUGUGCUUAGAAGAGACCCUCCAUACCCAGAUCUCAAGGAGACUCACCGUCCCUGUGCUAUAACCAUUUUGGGGAUUAUAGUUCUGCCCGGAGGCAUACACUGAGAUCAGAGCCGCAUCUUGCUAAGUUAUUUACUAUGAUCUGUAUUACCAAUAGUGCCUGAGAGUUCCAGUCGUGGUCCAGGAUCCAGUUGCAUUAGGUGUUGUAUAAACCCAGAACAAAAAGACAGUCCCUGCCCCAAAGAGCUCACAAUUCCAAUAGACAAGAUGGAGACAAAGUGGUUUCCGCGAGGUCACACAUGUGGAGUCUGGAGCAGAGCCAGGAACUGAACCCAGAACUUCAGAGUCCCAUCUCCUAAAACCAGAAAUUAACAAUGGAAAUUGGUCUGCAAUGCCAAUGCAAUGGGCCCAGCAGGGUCAGUCCAGUGCUCUACAAUGGUUACUAGUGACAGACUGUUGUUAAAUCACACAGUAAAACCAUUCUCCUUAGAUCUGUAUCCUGCCAUGAGAAAUCUCCGUCAAACUGAAUCCUGCAGCCUUCCCAAUGUUUGCUCUCUCAUCAUCUGUUUUUAUGAUAAACAGGUGCUAAAUACUGAAGAGCCAGUUAGUGCCUUCUGGAGAAUAGAUAUGUUUAGAAACAGUACUGCUGAAAUCCUGUAUUUUCCAUUUUCUCUGCCUUAUUUGUUAAAAUUCUUCUUAUUUAUGGUUUUUUGGCUUCCAUCACCAUAUAUUAGAGCACUAAACAGGCCCUCCCACCACAUGGAGCUGUAUUAUUCCCAUUUUAACUGAGGCGCAGUCUCCACUGAAGAGCUGGGAAGAGAACACAGAUCUCUUGGAGCACUACUUUAACCACAAGACCAUUCUCCCUUGGCAACAGUUGAAUGGGACUAGGCUCUCUGGGGCAGUUUCUCCAUUGCCUUGCGCCUUGGGUCAUCAUGGACACCACAGCAAUAAGAGUGGAAAGCACCACCAUUCCGAUGUGGCAGCAGUUUGUACUGACUUUGUGUUGACACAAAUGAUGACACAAGGGGUGUUAUACCAAAGAAUGAUUAUUUCUGAACAAAGUCUGAAGAGUGACCCAUAUCCUUAUCAGGAAAGAGUUUUCAUAUUUGCAGAUGCAGAUGUGCUCUCCAAGGCUGUAUGCAAUUCACUAGUCACUGAAGCCAAAGCUGCUCAGAUGUAUCAGAAUCCCAGAUCAUGCAUGUGCUAUGUGAUAACACGUGCUGUGCAGGCGGCUCUGGGUGAGGACUGCGAUGUUGAAAGUUUCCAGAGGAUUCUUCAGAAUAAGCCCACAGCUGAGCUAGAGCACUGUUUCCGGGAAGUGGCGGCAGCCGUCGAGUGUACAGGAAGUGAGACGAAUGCAGACCGUGGCCAGCACGCUGAGAGGCUGCAGAAAAUCUACAGCAUGGUGCUGAACUCCUCAGCAGGAGGAGGCAGUUCACCAGGAGGGCUCCACGGCACCCCACUGCCCAACCCGAAUAUCAGCUUCCACUUGUGGACUGAUGAAGACCAGCUUUGGAAAGAGCUGGUGCUGUUUGUCCGCCCGCUGUCGCGGACUUGCGAGCAGGACUGCCUGAGCCAGGAACUGGACAACUUUGAGAUCCAGGACAUUGUGUCUGACUGUGACUGCUGCAAACAGACCCGUUUCUCCGUGCUCUCCACCGACAGCGGCAUUGAACGGGACCUGCCUGUGGUAGGCGAGGAGCUGCUGCCGCCCAGCAGCACUGAUGUGGAGCAUGCCAGGCUCCAGAGGAAGGGCGGCAUUAAGAAAAAGGCAUGCUUUUUGGAAAGCAUGGCCUUGCUGCAGAACAGCUGCAAUGGCCCAGGGGCAAAGCAAUCUGGGAAGCUGCACAGGAAAUCUGACAGCAGCAUGGUGCCCAUGCCUCACCUCCACAGACUGUACACUGCCCGGAUUGUGGUUCUGGGGGAUGACAGGGUCUUGGGGCGACUGACCCAAGCCUAUUACUCACUGAGGAAACGAGAAACCAGACGUGUUUUUCUGACGCCAAGGCUGAACCUGCAGUUCUAUUAUGUCCCUGUUAUGGAGGGGCAGCCAGACACCUGGCCCACUCAGGAUGAUACUACACCUGGCCAGAUGGAGCUCUGCGAGUUGGCUGUGUAUCUGGGCAAAGCUGACCCUUGGUAUGAGAGCAACAUCAACACACUGUGUCACAUGAUCCCCAAGCUGGCCACCAUGCCCUCCUCCCUGAUCAUGCACCCCAUGUCCGACCCAUUCAUUAUUGAUGUGAUCGCUUACUAUGUGCGCCUGGGCAUCCAGCCAGUCUAUUUCCAGAUCUACGCUGUUAAGAUUUUCUUCAGCAGCAAGGCUCAGGAGCCAGCAGAGGAUGUGUUCCUCACCGAGCUGAGUGUCAAGGUGCAAGAUUGCAAAGCUCCCAAAGACCAUAUGCAGAUGAAGAAGAAAACAAUGCUGGAAGUCCCUGGGGCAGAUCUCGCAGUAACGUAUAGCAAGGUUUUGCUGAGUAAUCGGAAGAAGGAGGUAGAAGUCUUGCUGCGAUCUACCGGCCUGGUGAUGAAAGCCAUUCCCUCCAGUGAAACAGAAGAUCUGGCGUGCUUGAAUGUAAAUAUUGCUGAAGUCGUCAAAACCUCCAACCUGUCGGGAAGAUCAUUUUCUUCAGCAACAAACAAGAUCAGAACACGUAAUAUCAAAAUCCAGAGCAUGGAACAAAGGACCUUCAACCUGUGCCUGGACAAGAACUUCAGAAGGACCUACACGAACGUAGUCGGUGUGGAAGUUUCUCCUUGCCUGGAACCCAGCUAUUGCUUGCACAAGACAAGGAAAAUGAAAUUCAGCCUGCAUGAGCCGGAGGAUGUGGGACUGGCCAAAUACAUGCCCAAAUCUUUGCUGUUGCCCAUCAACACAUUUGCAGGCAUCAUCCAGUGAAGAAGAUAAGAAAAAAUUGACAGGAGAGGCUUUUGUAAGAAUCCCUGGUUGGGUCACAAUAGAACGAGGACCGAAGAACACACUAAAAGCCACCUACAGUGACUUCACAACAAUUUCUGUUGUAAAGCUACAACUGUAUGGGAAGUUAGGGCUCAAAGAAGAAAGUAAAAAUCAGGCAAACUGUUAUAAUGCCGUGGCUUAGGUCGGAGCCAAGGAACAGAGCCUGAGAGAAGGUGGAAGAGCAGGGAAUUCCUGUAAUGCUGGAGAGUGAGGCUGGGCUGGGGAACUGAGCACAGAGGAGUCAGACCCUUAUUCCUCUUUGUGUGUCAGAGGGGAGGAGGAGUUUCUUCGGGAGAAGGAUUGGAGACAAGCUGGCAGAGUUUGGCUUCUGCUUGCUUUAGAUGGGGCACAAGGUGCAAUUAUUAUUAUUUAAUAUUUUAUAUUACAAUAGUGUCUGAAACCCCUAAUCAGGGAUCAGGGCCCAUUGUGCUGGGUGCUGCACAGAUACACCUGAAGCCACGGUCUCUGUUCCAAAGCAAUAUAUUUGAGUCACCUUGGGGACACAGGCAAUUGCCUCCAAACAUUCACUUAGCAAAGAAGAAAGCUUGUAAGGGCUGAUUGGAAUUGGGUAGAACAUGUGCAUCACUAGGGUCUGUCGAGCUCCCACUGAGAUCUGUGGGAAAAACUGCCAGGGACUUCCAUGCUAGUGACUUUGGCUAGGAUCAAACAAAGCUCCCACAGCAGCAGGUGCACAAGUUCCUAUCUUCAUUCUUGCUCGUUGCCAGCUGAAGUCAUUUCAGAUACCCAGUGUAGAUUCAGUAACUUGUCAGAUCUAAUCCAAAAUGUCCAAGACAGUGCUAACAUGGCUUCCCUUACAUCCCGAUAGAUGUGAUCAUUAGACCUUCCUUGUGUGAGGCUCUGGGUCUGCUCCUAAACACUGGGUUACACAAACCCCAAAUUGUUCUCUGCUCCCACACCUCAUUGCCAGUGUUGCUUUGUCACCAGAAACAGCUACCCAAAGAAUCCAUCAGUGGCUUCUCUAGUUUCUUGGCCUUCAUGUGCUUUCUGUUUGGUGAGAAGUGCCUGAGAGCCCAGGGCAAUUUACAGCUGGUAAUGCGUUGUCGUGUAGUGCGUAUUGGGCCAGGUUAAUUUGCAGUACCAUAAGGUCUCAAGUGCAGCACGUGCUCCCCAAGAGAUUCUGCUCAUAGCCAAAGCAGCCCGAACAGGGGAUGGUGCUGUCUGAUGAAGAUAACCGUAGGGGAGUGCUGAGGCAGUGCAUCCCAGCUGAGGGGUAAGCCAGCAAGACUCCCACAAGAGCUGCUGGUGGAACUUAAAGCUGCACCCCCCAGCAGAAUCCCUACAGGAGUAUAGCAGGGAAAACAACAUCCCCCGACCCCCAGUGGGGAUGCCACACUCCUAUCAUGGAACAGCUGGCCAGGCUGGGAUGUGACUUUUGUCUGGCCAAUUGGAACUGUUCCUCUGACAAUCAGGGGCUACUUAAUUUAGUGCCUACAUGUGGAAUGAGAAUGUAUCCAACCAAACUUUAGGUAUCCAAGUUUGAAAUGUCGGGCUGCAAUGUUUAGAUCGGGCCUCUCUAAAUAACCCUUCACAGAACUGCCUUGAUUAAGGCCCAAAGAUUUUGAUAACAUUAGGAUUUCUUGGACAUUUAGGCUCUGUGGACAUGGGGGAAGUUUGGGUUAAAUUUUCCCCCAUGUAGGCUUUAAAGAUCGUCUCAAUCCUCCUGCAGCUCCCAUCACUGCCCUGCUCUGUGAUUUUUAAGAUCAAACAACCACUUACUCUCUCCCCUCACUGCAAGCGUUUUUAUCUUUUACUUUCUAGCUAAAGUUUUACAAACUCCCAGCUUAGCGUAUUGCAUAAAACAUAAACAUAAAAACAAUUCCCUGGGAAGCUCUAUUGAAAUAAACUGCCUGCUGGCAAAUCACCUUUAAAACUGAUGGCAGGUGAGAGGCUCCCUAGCAACAAGAGAUCCUGGCAGCCCCCCCAGAAUCAUUUAAUUACAAAAAAAAUAAAUGCGUGUAUGAGAAUCUCACCCACACCAUGGGGGCAUCCUCACUUAUUAUGAGACACUGAUGGCUUGGGUGUAUUCACUGUACUGCCAAGUGACUCAAGUACUCUGAUUUCACGAAAAGCUAUACUCCCCAAGGUGUGUUAUUCCACUUAUGAAAACUGUAUAUUGGACUUUUUCCUCCGGGGAAAAAAAAAAGCCAAGCCCUAUUGUUGUUCCAUUAUCACUGGGAUUACAAAAAUAAUCCAAAAAUUUAAUCCAGGAAAUUUUCUUUCACCUCUACUGCACUGCACUUCCUUGUAUUUGGAUCUCACCAGAGCCACUGAAGGAAAUAUUUUUGUUAUGCUAGAAGAUUUAGCCACCUCAUUCCAAGUUCAGCUAACCUCAGCCUCCUGAGCCGUAGGAAGGGGAUACAAGAUAAACAAAGCCAGAAGCAUUCAGCAACAGGGCUUUCAUUUCUUCAGCAUAAACAGCAUUGUCUUUAACCUCAGUUUACUCAUGGUUUAUUGUAAAUUAUUAACAAGCAAGAACAUAAAGUUUAUGUGGAAAAAAGAUGAAUUUGGCCCCAGGAGACACAUACAAAGGAGACCCUGUGACUAAUGAUGGCAAAGGAGGUCAAGAAAUGCCUGAAUGAAGCCAGCACUUCUCUUCCUAAGAGCUGCUAUGUAGGGCAGUAAUUUGAGAGGCUGACAAACAGCUCCUCACAUGUCCUCCUGUCUUGGGAUUUAACUGUAAGUUCACCUUGCUUGGCACUCUAGACAUAACCAGAGACUUGUGCAGUAGCUUUGAAUUUGUAGUGAUGUAUAUAGGUAUUAACUGUGUAUAGUUGUAUAUGAUGUAGAUUGAUUAUAAAUUAUUUGUACAGGCGUCAUGGAUUAUAUAUACUGGAAAGUGCAAUCUUUUUACCUGUUUGAUUACAUGACAUUAAAGAAACCCUAAUGGGUGCUAAUG
This is a messenger RNA of Gopherus evgoodei (Goodes thornscrub tortoise), 6103 nucleotides long. RefSeq names its product phosphoinositide-3-kinase regulatory subunit 6 (gene PIK3R6). The record is from RefSeq and is a predicted model, not a curated record. Gene Ontology annotation, biological process: G protein-coupled receptor signaling pathway; positive regulation of MAP kinase activity. Gene Ontology annotation, cellular component: phosphatidylinositol 3-kinase complex, class IB. Gene Ontology annotation, molecular function: 1-phosphatidylinositol-3-kinase regulator activity. NCBI's taxonomy places the organism in Eukaryota, Metazoa, Chordata, Testudines, Testudinidae. The coding region runs from base 1240 to 3126 and encodes 628 amino acids. The transcript is spliced from 15 exons.